UUUUGGAACACAUUGCUUCUAUUAUCUUCAUACAGUGUUAUAGUUGAAAAUGCAAGUUAGACUUGAUUUGGAAAUGCGUUAAAGCAGGAAUCAUUAACUUUAUGGUUAGUGAAAAAGAAAAGUCACCGGGGGGCACAUUGGUAAAUAAAGGGAGUUAGGCAGGCCAUAUUGGUAACACGGGGGUCUUCAGCUCCGACGAGUGGCAAGUGAAGGUGUGGGAAAGCUAAUAAUCGACAAAAACAAACCGUCUUCUCUCCAUACGACUCGUCUCUGCAUCCGGACGACGACGAAGAUAUCUCCACUCAGUCCAAGAAGCUGCUCCUGCUCUCUGUUUACUCCGAUUACUCAACUGAUUCGAUCGCAACAACCAAUGUCGGCGCCGGAGAACUUCGAUCGGAUCCUCUAAUUCCGGUAACAUUAACUCCAUCAAGGCAACAAUAUGUCUCAUUCAUGGGACGGACUCGGGGAGAUCGCAUCAGUAGCGCAACUCACGGGCCUCGACGCCGUCAAGCUCAUCGGCCUCAUCGUCAAAGCCGCCAACACCGCGUGGAUGCACAAGAAGAACUGCCGCCAGUUCGCUCAGCACCUCAAGCUCAUCGGGAACUUGCUCGAGCAGCUCAAGCUCUCCGAGAUGAAGAAGUAUCCGGAGACUCGCGAGCCUCUCGAAGGCCUCGAGGAUGCUCUGAGGAGGUCUUAUAUUUUGGUUAACAGCUGUCGGGACAGGAGCUAUCUCUACUUGUUGGCUAUGGGGUGGAACAUUGUGUAUCAGUUCAGGAAGGCUCAGGAUGAGAUUGAUCGGUUUCUUAAGAUCAUUCCUCUCAUCACUUUGGUUGAUAACGCUCGAGUUAGGGAGAGGUUAGAGUAUAUUGACCGUGAUCAGUUCGAGUAUACUUUUGCUGAAGAGGAUAGACAUGUGCAGGAUGUUAUUAUGAAACAAGAAUCCACCAGAGAAGCAGCUUCUGUGCUGAAGAAGACUCUCUCUUGCUCGUACCCUAACUUGCGGUUCUGUGAUGCUCUCAAAACGGAAAACGAGAAACUGCAGAUCGAGCUUCAGCGUUCGCAGGAGCAUUAUGAUGUGGCUCAGUGUGAAGUCAUUCAGCGUUUAAUCGGUGUUACUCAAACUGUUGGUGAGGUUGAUGGCGGCUCUGAGAAGGAACUGGCGAAGAAAGCUUCGAGAAAAACUGUUGAAUAUUCGUAUGAGGAAGAUCAUCCCAAGCAAAGCAGUAGUCGUGCAGCUUCGAGGUCCACCUCUUCUGUUACAUCGAGGCAUGAUAUGCUUUCACGAAGAGAAUCACAGCACCAUGAAGAAUGGCAUACCGACUUGCUAGCUUGUUGCUCGGAACCUUCUCUUUGCUUGAAGACAUUCUUUUUCCCGUGUGGUACUUUGGCGAAGAUUGCCACUGCAGCAACUAACAGGCACAUGUCUUCAGCUGAAGCAUGUAAUGAGCUAAUGGCGUAUUCUUUGAUACUUUCGUGUUGCUGCUACACUUGCUGCGUUAGGAGGAAACUCCGGAAAACACUCAACAUAACGGGAGGGUACAUUGACGACUUUCUAUCUCAUUUGAUGUGUUGUUGCUGUGCUCUAGUUCAAGAACUGCGAGAAGUUGAGAUUCGUGGGGCUUAUGGUAUGGAGAAGACGAAAGUAAGUCCGCCUCCUUCGCAGUUCAUGGAACAUUGAAUUCAUAUUCAAUCAUAUACGACGUUUCUUAUCUCUCUGAAUAUGACACACGAGAGAUUCUUCUUUCGUACUAGAUCGUUGUUGUGUGUAAAUUGGUUUGGGAUCGAAGUUUUCAGUAAUUGUGUUGUGUGUAUUGUAUCAUAGACUUACAGAGUAACUAGCUUCUCUUGCU
This is a messenger RNA of Brassica oleracea var. oleracea, 1850 nucleotides long. Its product is annotated as protein MID1-COMPLEMENTING ACTIVITY 1-like. NCBI's taxonomy places the organism in Eukaryota, Viridiplantae, Streptophyta, Magnoliopsida, Brassicales, Brassicaceae. Bases 440 to 1678 code for a protein of 412 amino acids. The transcript is spliced from 9 exons. The record is from RefSeq and is a predicted model, not a curated record. Gene Ontology annotation, biological process: cell surface receptor signaling pathway.